This is a messenger RNA of Kogia breviceps (pygmy sperm whale), 300 nucleotides long. Lineage: Eukaryota; Metazoa; Chordata; Mammalia; Artiodactyla; Physeteridae. The record is from RefSeq and is a predicted model, not a curated record.
AUGAAGGUCUGUGCAGCACUUCUGUGUCUGCUGCUCACAGCCGCCGUCUUCGGCACCCAGGUGCUGGCUCAGCCCGAUUCAGCUUCUGUCCCAACCGUCUGCUGCUUUAAUAUGGCCAGAAGGAAGAUCUCCAUUCAACGACUGCAGAGCUACAGAAGAAUCACGGGCAGCAAAUGUCCCCAGAAAGCUGUGAUCUUCAGCACCAAGCAUGACAAGAAGAUCUGUGUUGAUCCCCAGAAGAAAUGGGUCCAGGAUGCCAUAAAGUACCUGGACCAAAAAUCCCAAACUUUAAAGCCAUAA